AUGGAACGGGCGUCCACUCCUCCAGCUCAAGCGCGCCGAUCAACACGAUCAACAACCGCAGCACGUCCACCAUCACCACCAACUCCCGCUGCCGACAGGCGUCGUAUAGAAGAAUCCCGUCUCCGCGUCAAAGACCUCCGCACCCAACGCGAAGCCGACCACCGCGCCGCCGGCAUUCCUCUCCCCUCCGACUCUCUCCCACGCACUGCGUCCGGCAUCGCCGCCACCGAUGACAUCCAGCUAGCCGGCGCCGCCGGUCGCGCGGCGGCGGCGGCGGCCUCUCGCAAGCGUCCGUUCACAUCGAUCUCGCGAAAUGACAUACCGGCUAGUAACCGGGACGCUCGCACGGGGACAGGGACCAAUGAGAGGAAAGAUGGCAACAACGGCAACGGCAACAGCGAAGGGGGAAGCUUGCCCCCCAUCUCGCGCAAGUUCACCAAAUUCGUCGAUUACAACUUUAGCGCCAUGACAGACACCAAGGGUGGGUUCCUGUCGUUGGAAGAUGAUCCGUUCAACAAGCACUUGUCCGUUCCCACGAAGCCGGGACAGCCGUCGGAGCAGGAACAAAAGCCGGCGCACAUGACGGCUGCGGAGUGGGAGCGGAUGCAGUUGAUUCGGAAGUUGCAGCGGACUAAAGCCGGGCCGUACGAGCCGGGAUUGAGUGUGCUGACGGAUAUUAAGGAGACGAAGAAGUGCAGGGAGUGCGGUAGUUUGGAAAUCGACUUUGUGUGGGCGGAGACGUUUGGGUGCGCCGUGUGUGGCAAGUGUAAGGAGCGGUGGCCGGAGAAGUACAGUUUGUUGACCAAGACGGAGGCGAAGGAGGAUUAUUUGUUGACUGAUCCUGAACUCAAAGACCCCGAACUCCUCCCUCACCUCUCUAAACCGAACCCGCACAAAUCUCACUGGCACGACAUGAUGCUCUUUCUACGAUACCAGGUCGAGGAAUAUGCAUUUAAUGUCAAGUGGGGGUCGGCGGAGGCUCUGGAUGCCGAGUUUGAGAAGCGUGAGCAGGACAAGAAGAGAAGGAAGGAGGCCAAGUUCAAGGAGAAGUUGCUUGACUUGAAGAGGAAGACGAGGACAGAGGCGUUUAGAAGGAACACGGGCAAGUUGGGCGGGAUAGCAGGGGGAGAUGGUGGUGGUGAUGGUACUUCAACAGGGAGGAGAGGAAAAGCGACCAAGUUUGGGGAUACGAUCAAUAAUGGAGGGAAGCAUGUCCAUGAAUGGGGGAGGACGGUUGAGAAUGAGGAGGGGAUGACGGUCAAGACGUGUACGACUUGUGGGAUGGAGGUUGAGGAGUUGGAGUUUUAGAAGGGCUGGCUAUGCUUUGGAUUUUGGAGUUGGAGGUUGGAGGAGUUUACUUCACUUGUAUACCCAUCUUCGUAAAGGUGAUGAUUUGAUCAAUGGAUGUUACUGU
Molecule: messenger RNA, 1414 nt
Organism: Neurospora tetrasperma FGSC 2508
Lineage: Eukaryota; Fungi; Ascomycota; Sordariomycetes; Sordariales; Sordariaceae
Exons: 3
Coding region: 1-1308 (435 amino acids)
Biological process (GO): nucleotide-excision repair, DNA damage recognition; UV-damage excision repair; nucleotide-excision repair involved in interstrand cross-link repair
Cellular component (GO): nucleotide-excision repair factor 1 complex
Molecular function (GO): damaged DNA binding
Source: RefSeq, a predicted model, not a curated record